AUGGCGCACAUGUUAGAGGCGCGCAUGAUGUCGCGCAACCCAUCGGCCUCGAGCCUCACGUCCGCGUCGCGCGCGAGCCGUCGCAAGGCCAGCAUCAGCGGGCCGUCCACCAACGGCAGCACGGCGGCCAGCACGCCGCGCAGCCGGCGGCCGUCGCUUUCGCGAAACACGAGCAGCAGCAGCGGCUCUAAUCUGACGGCCAACUUCGGCUCGGCCUCGUUAGGCAGCAGCAAAAAUAGCAGACCUAAAAGCAACAACACCAUGUCGACGCCCAACCUCAUCGACCUAAAGACGAUCACGGCCGAGGAAGUAGAAUGGGAGGGCUACUUGUACAAGCAGCGCAAGAUCGUCAAGAGCUGGACGCCACGCUACAUCACGCUGCAGAAUCGGACUGUCUCGGUCUACAAGUCCAAGAACCAUGCGCUGGCGAAGGAGCGACAUCGUGGUCGUUGGGUUAUCAAGCAGAUUCUAAGCUCUCUUCCUUCCGCGGGCUUCGGCGGCUCCAAACUCAAGCCGGAAGAGCUGGGCUUCAGCUUCUUGGCUAGCAAUGGCAACUUGAUCCACUUUGUGGCCACCUCGGCGGUGGAGAAGGCCAUGUGGAUGCAAAUGAUGCAGCUUAGCUUGCACAACACCACCGCUCGAGAGGCUUCCCGGCUGCAACAUGGACGACCACGUGGUGACGUGCCGCCAACGCCUACGCCACGCUCUGCAGACGAGGUAGUGUCGCUCGAAUCGUCGAUUACGACGCAUCUUGCAGAGAAAUUCCUCGCUGAUCUCGUGCACCUUCUAAGCGGGACGUCACCUGAGAACGUCAUCGAGCGGUUGCCCUCAUUCCUCCGCCAACUGAGCAAGGACGUCGAGCUGUUGUUCGACAUGGAGACACGCGAGACUACUCAACCGUCGUGUGUAUUCAAGGGUAUCUACCAUGGACGUGAAGGCUUCGUGCACUUCGCAGCGCUGUAUGUGAGCAAGUAUUUACUGGCCACGGAUGUGAACGAGGAGGUCGCACACAAGGCAGACGAUGAUGACCAUCACGCGUUCGCAUACUCGGGACAUCGUCUUAUCAAUACGGUCUCUGGGUCCACCACGGAAGGCAAGUUCGGGUUGCAGAUUACAUUCACUCCUGCUCGACGUAUUUCUCGCAUCGUGUUGUCGUUCCGUCAACGCAGCUCGUCGACUUCCAGGACUCGUCGUGUGACGACCAACCCCAUGACUGUCGCAGAGCACCCGGCGUGUUUCCACCAGUACUGUCUUACCAAACGUUCGUUGGCCUUGUCGUUCUCGGACUUUGACGUGGUGGGUGUGCUGGGUCAAGGUGGCUUCGGCACGGUGGUGCUGGUACAGCGUCACUUGAUUCCGGACGAAUACUUUGCUAUCAAGAUCAUUGACAAGCAGUCUGGAGCCGAGAGUGCUCUAAAGGAGCGACGUAUCCUGUCGGGCGUGCGUCAUCCGUUCCUCACGUGCUUGCGCUUUGCCUUUCAGACACAAACCAAGUUGUAUCUCGGCAUGGAUUACUACAAAGGAGGAAACUUGUAUUUGCAUAUGCAUUCCUCGAAAAUGGACCCGAAUGUGUCGACCAGCAGUGGACGACGCUUCUCCGUGGAACGUGCUCGCUUCUACGCCGCGGAACUGGCGAUCGCGCUCUCGUACCUGCACGCGCAUGGUAUUAUCUACCGUGAUCUGAAACCAGACAACAUUAUGCUGGACAAGACGGGUAACAUUCGUCUUGUGGACUUUGGUAUUUCCAAGCAACUACGUCUGGAAGGAGAACCGGGAAGCCACAACUAUUCUCAAGCUGGAACACUUGCUGGCUCCCCUGCGUACAUUGCUCCUGAGCAACUACUUACGCAGAAACCCCAGUAUGGAAUGGAAGCGGAUUGGUGGAGCUACGGCAUCUUGUUGUACGAGAUGUUGACUGGUAGCACUCCGUUCUUCGACGCUAAUAUCUCCCAGAUGUACAAGAAGAUUCAGACUGCUGAUGUCAAGUACGAGAAGUACCCGCCGAUCGAUGACGAUGCCAUUGAUCUGAUGAAGAAACUGCUGGUUCGUGACCCUGCGGAACGUAUUGAUAUUGAUGCUGUUCGUGCGCACCCGUUCUUUGCUUCGAUCAAUUGGGAGAAAUUGGAGAUGAAGGAAGUCGAGCCGCCGUUUAUUCCACCGACGAAAGAGUUGAUGCAGAAUGUGCACGAGCAUUUUCGUAACAUGAAUGUGGACGAAACAAUUGGCGAGAACCCCAAGGCUGUCAAUGGACGGAAGGCUUCUACUGUCGCGAACGCCAACGACGAGUCCCACUUUGAUGAGUUUAGCUUUGCGUACGACACGACUCGUGAUACGUUCGAUGACUUGUCCAUGGCGGACGAAGGAUGGCUCGUGCGACAGUUGCAGGAAGGCGCAGCAAUGCGUGGCCGUCUGAACGCCAGCGACGCCGACCCUGAGGCCGAUGAAAUGGGCAGCGAAGACGAGAUCACGCACCCUAUUCUCCAUGGUCAAGACAGCAGCGAAAGCGACGAACCCGAAGUCGAAGUCACCAACAUUUAAGUGGACCGUGGUGUAUUCCUUGGAGAAAUGUUACCACCACGGCUUCUAGUGAAUUGGAACAAAAUUUGAGUGAACAAAAA
This is a messenger RNA of Phytophthora infestans T30-4, 2618 nucleotides long. RefSeq names its product protein kinase, putative. NCBI's taxonomy places the organism in Eukaryota, Oomycota, Peronosporomycetes, Peronosporales, Peronosporaceae. The transcript has a single exon. The record is from RefSeq and is a predicted model, not a curated record. Gene Ontology annotation, biological process: protein phosphorylation. Gene Ontology annotation, molecular function: protein serine/threonine kinase activity; ATP binding. Bases 1 to 2538 code for a protein of 845 amino acids.